Gopherus evgoodei (Goodes thornscrub tortoise) is the source of this 3126-nucleotide messenger RNA. RefSeq names its product OTU deubiquitinase 1 (gene OTUD1). Gene Ontology annotation, biological process: protein deubiquitination. The transcript has a single exon. NCBI's taxonomy places the organism in Eukaryota, Metazoa, Chordata, Testudines, Testudinidae. The coding region runs from base 690 to 1925 and encodes 411 amino acids. The record is from RefSeq and is a predicted model, not a curated record. Gene Ontology annotation, molecular function: cysteine-type deubiquitinase activity.
CCACUACAGGACCUUGGUUCUAUAUGCAAACCGUGUUCUAUAUGGUCCCAGUUUAUAUCAAUAACAUCACACACCUUGUUCUGUAUGUUUCAAUGGAGCUAGAGAGACACUGUCACCUCCAAUGUCAUUUUCCAGGAUCAGGGGCCUGUUUUACCAUUAACGGGGGAGAAGGGGAAUGACCAGGACAUGUGACUGUAGCAGUAACUGCUAGCAAGGCCGGUGGGCAGGGGCCGGGCCUGGGAGUGCUGUGGUAACACUGACACACACACACAUCUCUGCCUCGCAGACCUGCAUGGCCUCACGGCCAAUACACUGCACAGCCCUAGAACUGCUGCCGGGCUCUGGGGGGACGGGGUAGCCUCCCUUUCCGCGGCGGCGCUCGGUGACGUCACAGAGGGGACGCCACCAGGCCCCGCCCUCCGCAUUCCAACGUGCCCAGUGAGGUAAACAAGGCCCAGCAGCCCCGCCCGCUGCGGCCCAGCAGCUUCCAGAAGGGCCGCGCGCGGGCUAGCGAGCGGGUUCCGCCCACAGUUGUGGCGCAGCAGGAAUUGCCGCCCUGCCGCCGCACCGCGGGCGGGGUGAUGCCCCUGUUUAUUUUUACCCGGGCGGCUCAUCCUCUCCGGCUGCCCGAGCGCGGGCGCUCCCCGCCCUGGCCCCGCCUAUAAAAGGCCGCCCGCGGGGGGCUGAGGAUGCAGCUUUACAGCUCUGUGAUCACCCACUACCCGGCAUCGGGGGCGGCGGCGGCGGCAGCAGCAGCAGGCGGGGCGGGCGUGUUCAAGGUCUCCCUGCCGGCGGUGCCCCCCGCUCCGGACGCAGCGAGCGCCGCGGGUCAGAGCCCGGCCGCCGAGAGCCCCGCUAAGGAGAGCCUGGUGCCCGGAGGCAGCGGUGCCGCCAUGACUGCCUUCUCCUCCUGCCUGGAGCUGAUGCCGGGCGGGCCGGCGGCGGCCCCGCAGUACAGCUCCAGCGCGCAGAUCACCGUGAGCCGCAGGAGGCCGCUGGAGAGGAUCGUGCCCAUCCGCAUCGUGCAGCGCCCCGAGCCCUCCGUGGAGCUGGCCCCGGCCUCUCCGCAGAGCCGAGCCUGGCUCGAGGGCAUCCUGGAGAGCAUGAGACAAGCCGGCGGGGACGCCGAGGCCGCCGCAGCCCCGCACCGCCCGGAGGAGCCCAGCAACCACAGCCUCCGCCUCAGCGAGCACUGCCAGGCUCUGCAGGCGGCGGCCAGCGCCCAGCCCGGCCCGGCCGCCACCUGCGGCGGCGGCGAGCAGAGCAGCGGCCAGGCCCUGCCCUGCUCCCCGCUAGCGGAGGAGGAGGGCCCCGGGCCGAGGAGGGGGCCGGAGCGGAGUGAGAAGCUGGCUCUCUACCUGGCCGAGGUGGAGAAGCAGGACAAAUACCUGCGGCACAAGGGCCGGUUCCGCUUCCACAUCAUCCCUGAUGGAAACUGCCUGUACCGCGCCAUCUGCAAGGCCGUGUACGGGGACCAGCGGCUGCACAGCGAGCUCCGCGAGCAGACUGUGCACUACAUCGCCGACCACCUGCACCAUUUCAGCCCCAUCAUCGAGGGCGAUGUGGGCGAGUUUCUCAUCGGCGCCGCCCAGGACGGCGCUUGGGCUGGCUACCCUGAGCUCCUGGCCAUGGGGCAGAUGCUGAACGUAAACAUUCACCUCACCACGGGCGGCAGGCCAGAGAGCCCCACCGUCUCCACCAUGGCCCACUACCUGGGCCCUGAGGACCCGGGCCGGCCCAGCAUCUGGCUGAGCUGGCUCAGCAAUGGGCACUACGACGCUGUGCUGGACUGUGCGUGUCCCAACCCGGAGUACGAGGCCUGGUGCAGACAGACUCAGGUGCAGCGGAGGCGGGACGAGGAGCUUGCCAAAUCCAUGGCCAUGUCACUGUCUAAGAUGUACAUCGAGCAGAACACUUGCUCCUGAGACUGCCUAGUCUAGAGGCUCAAAGCCCUACUCCAGGUCAAGAGAGAGAGUUUGCACCGGUCAUGGUGGUGAUGCCUUAAUCCUUCAUAAGCAACGGUGCCCUAGACUGAGGAGCAUCCCUACAAUAUUAAACUGGGGGGGGUGACAAAUCCAAACUUGUAUUUGUAAUAUUCUCUUGUAUAAAGUUAGCCCUGGAUUAUUUGGAAGCGGAUUCUCCAUGUAUGUGGUUUUCCCCCAGUUCUCUAUUUUCUAGAAGAAUGUAUUUUUUGCACAUUAUUUUUUUUAAACUGUUACCUCCAUCUCCUACAUCUCAUGUUGGCCUCUGGCUUUCAGCUGUGCAGCCAGAAAAGUUUGUAAGAGGUUUAUUUUGUAAAUAAGGUUUAUGAUAUAACAAUUGUUUUUCUGUGAUUUGACCCAUACAACUUAAACUACCAAAUGAAAUUGAUGUCAGCCAGUUUGAAUGCUAGCUGGACCAGCUUCCCCUGAUUGAUGGAAAGUUAAUAAACUUUAGCUAAACAAUGGUUUGCAUAAAAGUGCAGAAAACUUUUAAAUAGCUACUUCAAAAAGUUUUUUGAUUGCUUCAAGCACAGAACAAGUCUUAUAAGCCCGUUGGAAUGUAGCUAUUCAUGAAUGGUACAGGGAGCAAUUGUGACUCUUCUGUGUUUAAUUACUGUUUAGAGUAAAUUGGGCUCGGUUGCCUGGGUGACUCACCCAUUGUUCCAUUUAUAUUUUAUUCGACUGUAAUAAUAGAAAUUUAAUGUAGAAUGUUGUGAUAAGAUAAUAGUUUGUAGUUUUGGCAAGAAUUGGCUGUACCUCAGUAUUUGGGUUUCUGAGUUGUUUUUUUUUUAAUGCCUUUUCUGUGCCCCAUGGCACUUGCAUUGCAUCAGCAGGCUGUUAUCACAACAUUUUACUCCUUUUGAUGAUGAUGUUUUCUAAUCAAGAAUAUAAUGCACUGUCCUAUAUUAUGUAAAAAGUAUUUAAACCGAGACUUGUAUGGUUUGCUGGGUCAAACAUUAAAUGUUUUCAACCUGAGAGCUAUCUUCUUUAAUCUCCUGUUAACUUUAAUUUGUUAGACAUAUUUAUUAAGUAAUGCAGUUUGUACUUUUUUAUUUUGUAAUAUUUUGUGAUUUUUUUGAAUUACUACUGUACUUGUAUAAUAGGAAUAUUAGCUAAAAUGGAAUGAAUAAAGUGUAUAAUUUUA